AUGGGCCUAUAUAAACAGAAACAUGAAUCCGGACAUUUAAAAAAACAAAUAAAUGUAAACUUUGGCGAAGUUGAAGUAAAUGGGAAAAAUGCAUGCGGUUUGUGUAGAUUUUUAAGAAAAAAAUCCCGCUUACGUGGAAUGCUAAUUGGGUGGAAUUUUGGAAAGUUUCUGUUGGACAGAGAAGGAUAUAUUGUUGAUUAUUAUGGACCAACACAAGAACCUUUGGAGUUAGAAGAAAAAAUCAUAGACCUGCUCUCUAAAAGGUAG
Molecule: messenger RNA, 267 nt
Organism: Blepharisma stoltei
Lineage: Eukaryota; Ciliophora; Heterotrichea; Heterotrichida; Blepharismidae
Source: the annotation of a GenBank genome assembly